This is a messenger RNA of Penaeus vannamei (Pacific white shrimp), 2330 nucleotides long. The record is from RefSeq and is a predicted model, not a curated record. NCBI's taxonomy places the organism in Eukaryota, Metazoa, Arthropoda, Malacostraca, Decapoda, Penaeidae.
CGAAUCUCACCCUUAGAGCCAUCUUGCCACCAUUACCUGUGCAUUUUACCUUCGAUUAAAUCACUAAAGGUUGUCAGAUCACGAGGCAUAUCCCCCUUCAAACUAAAUGUAACCCGCAAUCACCCUACGACGGAGAUAUGAAACAAUAAAUGAAAUAAAUAAUUAUUACGAAAUAUAUAGAGAGCAAAUCGCCUUGACUUGAGUUUGAGGGCGCAGGGAACAUGGCUGCUGUGGUGAGGUCACGGAUCUUCUUUUCCUGUGUUGUGCGCUUCUCCGACCGUGAAUCUAUUGCCUGAAUUGGCCAGCAAGCAGAUAAAUAUGGCUGACCCCGAAGAAUCUGCAGGAGCUGAUGAUGAUAUUGCUCUUGGUGACAUCACUGAGCAGACAAACACGUCCUGUAAUAGUGAUGCACAGCUGAUUGCCAAGACUGGGACUCUGGUAGACAAAACUCCACCAGAAAUCAGAGCGAUUUGUUGCCACCUUCUACCUCCACGACACCAUCUCGCAGACAUACACCCUCAUCACACAGAUCCAGAAGUUUUACUCGAGUCAUUCCGCAAGGAAUGGCAGAGGGAACUGAAGGAGUGUGGGGGCAGAGGUCCUCACCAGGCCUUGGCAAGGCCAUCUCCCACAGGAGGGCCUGCCACAGGACCCCCAGUAAGAUCUCCAGCGGCACAUAAGCCCCCAAGACCACAGAAGCCUGUCACCCCAGUCCAUGGAAACUCUGGGCUCCUGCAAGGAACACUUAGCAAAGUUGAAGGAGGAGGAGGAGAAGGAGGGAGUAGUGGAGAGGUUGAGGGAAGUGAGGUCAGUGUUAGUGAGAAGAACAACAGCAGUGAAACUGGUAACAAUUUGAGCAAUAGCAAUAUGGGAAAUAGUGAUGACACAAGCACUUUGAAUGCUACUGAAGGUCCAAAAGAAGACACCAGGUCAGAUGUAGAGAUUAAGGCUACAGAACUGUUCAACAAAGCAGUUGAGCUUGAGCAGAGUGGAUGUUUGUAUGAAGCCAUCCAGUUCUACAGGCGAGCCAUGACGCUUGUGCCUGACAUAGAGUUUAGGGCACACCGCCACAACAUGCUAGAGAGGCCAGAAGGCAUCCGUUGCAUUUGCUCUGAAGCUGAGGGAGAAGAGAAUGGUAAUGAAGAUGUUUUGGAUGAAGAAGACCUGCAAGAUCUCACUGCUCGCUUCCAGUUGCUUAUGGCUCCAGCACAGGCUAUGUGUUCCCCGCAGUUUGAGCAAGAGGCCCCACACAUUUCGUGCCUGCCGCCAGAAAUGUUAGACCGCAUAAUGAGAUGGGUUGUUGGUAAUGACUUGGACAUUCGCUCCCUGGAGCAAGUUUCUCGUGUGUGUCACGGAUUCUACCUUGUAGCUAGGAAUCCUGAGAUCUGGCACAGAGCUUGUGUCAAGAUCUGGGGAAUCAACACAGGCACCCCAGGAGUGUAUGGAUCUUGGAGGCAGAUGUUCAUACACAGGCCUCAUCCACGGUUCAACGGUUGUUACAUCUCUCGGACAACCUAUUUCCGUUGUGGUGCAAGUAACUUUCGGGAUGCAAGCUAUCAGCCCUGGCAUGUGGUCCAAUACUAUCGAUAUGUAAGGUUCUUUCCUGAUGGAUCUCUCUCUCUUCUCUCUCUCUCUCUCAAACCAUUUCUUAUGCAGGUUGUGAAAGGCAUGUACCGUUUCCAUGGACCAAAUGUAUCUCUGGUGUUGAAGCGGCAGUCUCGGGAGAUGAGCAACCGCAGAAAGGGCCGGAGGCAUCUGGGAGGAACCACUGAUGUUGCAGAAACCACCUUCCAGAUUGAGUUUGAAAUAAGACCCGUCAAACAGAGGCCUCACUGGCAGCUUGUAUGGCGCAACUAUACAAUAACAUCAACGUUCUAUGAUGGUAAACAGAACACGUCACAAAUUGAGGUUAAUGAUACCAACAAUUUCCCACCUUUAGCCUUCUCACGUGUAAAGAGCUAUACCAUGGAGAGUGAAAAGCCUCUCAUGUAAAGUGGAUUUGAAAAUUGAUGAAAAGUUGGUUUUCUAUUCUUAAAGGAUUCAUAUUCUGGUGUAGAAAGUCAUAAAGUUAUGGGAUUUUAACCAAUAAGCAAUAGUUGUCAAGUGGUUUUGAAGAAAAUGUGAGAAUGAGGAGGAUCUUUGUUUGAGAAUAAAACAAUAUUUCUCAUUUUUAAAAGAAAAAUAUGGGUUUUCAUUCUAAAGAAAAGAAUGGUAUUCAAACAUGCAUGCUCAUACGCAUGCACACGCACGCACACACAUGUACAUGUGCACGCACCUUCAUACACGCAACACGCGCACACACACACCACACACGCACACACACGCGCACA